Messenger RNA from Spodoptera litura, 1665 nucleotides. The record is from RefSeq and is a predicted model, not a curated record. Lineage: Eukaryota; Metazoa; Arthropoda; Insecta; Lepidoptera; Noctuidae.
AUGAGACUGCAAUCUAAUAGAAUCACCGAGGAGUCGGCAGCCAUGCUAGAAAUAGAAGAACCAACACUCCUGCAGACAGUGCGCGGUCACAGGAGCGAGGUGACGUGCGCGGACGCGAAUGGCGCGCGGCUGGUCACUGGCGGCGGUGACCGCGUGCUGCGACUGUGGACCUGGGAGCGCGGCGCUGGCUGGGACGAGGUGGCGCGCUCCAGUGACGCGCACCGCUACGGCGUCACCGCGGCACGCUGGGCGGCCAGCGGCGCGCUGCUGGCGUCGGGCGGCGUAGACGGCGUGGCGCGCGUGUGGAGCGGCCGCGACUUGAUGCCGCGGCGGCUGCUGGCGGCGCCGGGCGCGGCGGCGGCGCGCGCGCUGUGCUGGGCGACUCGCGCGCGCCGAUCCUUCGCGCGCGCUGUGCUGGGCGACUCGCGCGCGCCUGCUGGUGGGCCACGACGACGGCGUGCUCUGGCGCGGCUGCACGCGCACGAGGGCGCGCUGCACGCGGUGGCGGCGCCGGCGCGGGGCGCGCUGUUGCUCACUGCCUGUACGCACGGCGUGCUCAAAGUUUUUGACCUCGCGGAGGUAUGUCGGAGCGGAUGUAACGGGGUGUCGUCGUCGCCAGUGGUACCCCUCGCCUGGAUGGACAACGUGCACGAUCUGGGCGCGCUGUGUGCCGACGCCACGGAGGACGGCAACAUGGCCGCCACGGGCGGACAGGACGCAUUAAUUCGGGUGUGGCAUACCCGCGUGGAGGACGGCUGGCCGCGCGGCCUUCUUCGAGGCGGGUACCGGCUGAGCGGACACAGCGCGGCAGUCACGGCGCUGCGCUGGGCGGGCUGGGGCGAGGCCGCGCUACUGGCCUCCGCCUCGCUGGACCGCACGGCGCGCCUGUGGCUGCCGGCCGGCGCCCAGCUGCACUGCGUGCGAGUGGUGCACGCUCACCCGCGGUACCUCACCUGCGUGGUGCUGGCGCACGAUAUGCGGUAUAUGAUUACUGGUUCGAAUGACAGGUCGCUCAGGAUGUGGUCGUUGGGCUCCCUCACGAUCAACGAUGAGUUGGAGAUUCCGUGUGAAGCACUCGCUCACUUCGGCCUCGGCGAUCUCAAAGGCAUCGGACCACUCGACGACGAGGUGAUCGACGAGGACGGUAUUGCGACGCAGACGACAGUGGCAGGACGGCCCGAGGGUAGUGACCACACCUGUCUGCAGCACUUAUGGAGCUCAACAACGCAUACCGGUGCCAUCAAUGACAUCGCUACACACGGGGACCUGGUAGCCACCGCUUCUAGCGACGGGCUGGCACGCGUGUUCCGCUGGAGCGAGGAGCGUGGGGAACUGCAGGCGCUGCACGAGCUGGCGGCGCACGAGUACCCGGUGCUGGCGGUGGACUUUGUGGCUGCCGGCGCCGUGGUACUCACCGCGGGACUCGAUGGCCGCGCCUGUCUGUGGGACGUCGAGACGGGGGUUCAGCUGAGAUCGCUGUGCGUGCCGGCAGGCGAGGACGGCGGCGCGGGAGGCGAGGCGGGGGGCGGCGGGGUGCGGGCCGCGCGGGCUUCUUCCACCCGCUCCGCGCUGAUACUGCUGGGGACUGACGACGGCCUUGCGCCGCUGUGGAGCCUCGACGAAGACAACCCACAGCCCUUGCAAGCAAGAAAACAAAUGUUAUGA